This is a messenger RNA of Prunus armeniaca (apricot), 810 nucleotides long. NCBI's taxonomy places the organism in Eukaryota, Viridiplantae, Streptophyta, Magnoliopsida, Rosales, Rosaceae. The record is from the annotation of a GenBank genome assembly.
AUGGGUUUAUUAUGUUGUCAUGCUCUAAGGGUGUUGAAUGUAAAAGAGGUUACUGAGAUACCAUCUCAGUACAUAUUGAAGUGGUGGACAAAAGUAGCAAAGAAAGGAUGGGAUGCAAAUGAGCAUGGAGAAUCUUUACAAUUGGCAAGAAAGUCCAGAUAUCAUCUUCCCUCAUCAGCCUUCGAAAAUUACAGUGGGAGUCGUGGGGCACACGCAGUUGAAGGUGUGACGAGGAUGAAUGUAAAUGUAGUUCCAUAUACUCAAAACAACUUGGAGGACUCAAAGAACCUUUUUGCCGAUCUUAACCCAUUCCAAAUCAAAGGACCUGGGAAAGCUUCUAUGUAUAACAAACCUAUGGAGAACAAAGUUGAAGAGCUUCAAAGACAGAGAAAUAAUGUUGCCUUUGGUCGACCUCCUGCAUCAUUAAUGUGGAAAAAUAAAUAUGCUUUCAAUGAAGUCCCUAAAAGAAAGGAGAAUGAUAAUUAUAUGGAUGGUAUCUUCCCAAGAGUUAAUCGGGAACCUAAUGGGCAUAAUCCAUCAUCUGCAGCUUCCACCAGCUCUACUGUAUUUGAACAGAUCAAUCCUGGUGGUUUCAAAUCAACUGCUCAUUCAAAUAUGUCAGAUAGAGAUGGCGAUGCCAAAAAUUAUAGGGGGGAACAACCCAGGGCUAAAGGUUAUUUACAGAAUGGCACAAUAGAUGUUAAUGAACAUCAGAACAAUGAAAUUGGCUUCCAUGAUCCUAGAAAGUUCACGCAUGACAAAUUUAUGGAGACCAAUUUGAAACUGAAGGAUCCAGAAAGUUCUAGCUAA